Molecule: messenger RNA, 2142 nt
Organism: Leishmania braziliensis MHOM/BR/75/M2904
Lineage: Eukaryota; Euglenozoa; Kinetoplastea; Trypanosomatida; Trypanosomatidae
Exons: 1
Coding region: 1-2142 (713 amino acids)
Biological process (GO): N-glycan processing
Cellular component (GO): glucosidase II complex
Source: RefSeq, a predicted model, not a curated record
AUGUCAACGCCGCCGCCUCUGUUCAGCUGCGGCACACGCGUGGUCGAUCUGCGGUCAGAAGGGCGGCCUGAAGUGCGCGCGGCGUGCCAGGCAGGCCUCGGCGUGGCGUGGCGCCGCACCGGCUCGGCGGAUUCGAACCGCGAGAGUGACAGUCUAUUCCCCACUCUGCGGGUGGUUCUCACACCGCGCGAAGUGCGAUGGCACUCGGAUGUUCAGCCAGUCAAUGUGGUCUCUCAGCGCAUUCCACUGAGCCGCGUGAACGAUGACUACUGCGACUGCCUAGACGGCACAGACGAGUUGCUGACAAAUGCCUGCUCCAUGUCUGGCCCCCUCACCCCGGCAGCUGGCACGCGCUGGAAGUCGUACCUCAUCUCGAAUCAGCAGCUGCGUCUGUGGGAAGCCGACGACGUGAUUGCGCAGGAAGACGCCGAGGCACGCGGCUACCCGCUGCAGCGGCGGAAGCACGGCGACGUUGGUGACCGUCUCUACGUCUCCACCGGCCCGGUGCUUCCCUUUGUGUGCACCUGUGGUACGGUGACCCAGCUGCUAGCGCCGUCGCUCGUCGGUGACGGCAUUGUGGACUGCUGUGCGGCAGAGGAUGAAGUUGUCCUUCAGGGCACCCCGUACGACGGCGCUUCGCCGCACCGACUCAGUGGAGAUCCGGCCAUAGUGGAGGCGAAUGAUCGCGCAUUGGAAGCAGCGCGUGCAGCUAUGUUGGUGCUGUGGAAACAGCGCAGAGUCAGUGCGUCACAGUACAAAAUCGCCACGCCGUCCCCGUAUGCGGACAGGCUGUACCCGCACCACACCUCUGCCCGGGCGAUGCUGGUGGACAAGGGGUACUACUCCCUCUACACGUCGCUCGAAGUGCAGCAAGAGAAGCAGGCGGCAGCGGCCGUGCUCGAGGGCAUCUACGCGCAUGGCCACCAGAUCCAGCGCGAUCGCGUGGAGAGAGGCUGGGACCAACUGGGUCGUCACCUUGUCGACAACCGCACGCAGUUGCAGCUGCAGCUCUCGAACGUCACCCGUGAGUUGGAGUCGCUAGAGGAGUACGUGCGCUACCGCAUGGGCGAGGCUCGCACUAACGAUCCACUUGCAGCCGGGGUGCCGAUGCACCACCUACAACAUCACGCGCGCCUCAUGCACAUGCACGACGUUCUCACCUCGGAGGUUCAGCACAUAUCCCUCACCACCCUGCAUCGCGCCUACGGAGACCACUACGAGUACUACCCGCUGGCCCGGCGCAUUAUGCACCUGGAAGCCAGCCAUCUCGUGGACCCAAGCACCUCGACUACCUUGGACCCCGCUACGGCACUGCAGCGGGAAGCGCGGAUCAUCACACCUACGGAGGUGGAGAGGAGGAACACUGCGGCCUACGCGGCACAACAGCCACCGCCGCCUCUCCAUGUCGACAACAUCUCCGUGAGUGAUUACGGUCUGGAGGUGAUGCACCAGGUCUUCGUCGCACAGCGCUUUGACAGCCGCGAGGCACCGCUCGUAGCACAGCGACUUGGCCUCCUGCCGAGCCACGACAUCUCCGCCUACACGCCGGAUAUCUUCAACCGCACAACAAGCCCCUUCCAGCGAGCCCCGGUGAUCCCGAUAGGCUCCUGGCAACCCUAUCAAAGCCAUCGUAACAGCCGGGUUAUGGUGAUCGCGGACCCGGCAGGGGAUGUACACCUGGCCCGCCGCGCGUGCGUUACACCGGCCUCAACGUUGUUCCGCGGUGGUGGCCGCCUGCAGUGGCCCACGCGGUACCCCGAGGCCCCGCACGCAGUGAGCGUCGCCGACGCGGAGGAGGUGAAAAAGACGCCCAAAGACAAGCUCAAGGCGGCCUCGGCUGGUGAGACAGCGAAGGUCUCGCAGCGGUACAUCCCUCACCAUACCAAUACGCCCUCGGUCUUCGCGGUGGACGUGUACACUGGUGGUAUCCACUGCGAACCUGAUAGACUGCAGGGCCCUGGUCGGACCUUGCAAAUUCAUGUCGCGUAUCUCUGCGACCCCGAAGACGGGAUUCUCCACUGGGCAAAGAACGGCAAGUGCUUGCAGGAGGUGGUGAUCGGCACGCCGAGUGCGUGUACAGCCUGGGCUUGGAAGGUAGCGACGAACCGGCUGAAGGAAGUGGGGAAGGCUGCCAAGGUCUGA